This is a messenger RNA of Photinus pyralis (common eastern firefly), 1056 nucleotides long. Its product is annotated as protein enabled homolog. The transcript is spliced from 3 exons. The record is from RefSeq and is a predicted model, not a curated record. Gene Ontology annotation, molecular function: SH3 domain binding. NCBI's taxonomy places the organism in Eukaryota, Metazoa, Arthropoda, Insecta, Coleoptera, Lampyridae. Bases 519 to 995 code for a protein of 158 amino acids.
UUUAUCAGAAGUCGUCGUAUCCGCCGGGUAGCUAAAGUGUGGAAAAUCGUUCGCGUAAAUAAUAAUAAAUAAGCGUGCGGACCGCGGUCGACGAUCUUGACAUCGAAGUUUUCAUGACCCACAUUCAAUUAACCGCCUUUAUCCAGCUUUUUGUAACAAAGAAAAACUUCAACGGAACUUGGAUUUCUACGACCUCGCCCGUGUAUCUUAUCAACAGGUAGUUUUGAUGAAGUCAUCAGUCAUCACCGCGCGCGCGAUUAAAAUUCCAAAAAGUGAAAGUGGGCAAUUAACGCCAAGAAAAAUUGAUUAGCCGCUCAUUGAUUUCGCGCGACGCGAGGGGGGGAGGCACCUGAUAAAAGAAUGUAACGUAAUCGCCUGCUUCAUACAAAUAUUGAACUUUGCUACCCUACUUCCUGGUUUAAUAUAACAAUUCGUGUCAGUGUAAUUUUUAGUUAGUCAUCUGCUAUGAGCGACGACUCAUUAUCCGUUUAGUGCUCGAACCUCGCGCGCGCGUCAAAAUGGACGAAGAUUUCGAAAAGAUUUAUCAGGAGAUUGAGGAUCACUACAACAUCGAGUUGAGACAGGACUCGAUUCGGAAGAGUUGGGAGAAUUACUGGGCUUGUGAGCAGUCGAUCGCAAGUGCUCGUGCUAGUGUUAUGGUCUACGACGAUGUUAACAAAAAAUGGGUUCCGUCGGGCUCGUCUUCGGGACUGUCCAAGGUGCACAUCUACCAGCACACCGUACAGCAAACCUUUCGGGUGGUCGGACGAAAAUUGCAAGAUCACGAGGUUGUCAUCAACUGUGCCAUUUUAAAAGGACUGAAAUACAACCAGGCGACCGCGACGUUUCACCAGUGGCGAGACAAUAAACACGUUUACGGACUGAAUUUCAGCUCGAAAGAGGAUGCCGAUCAAUUUGCACGGGCCAUGUUUCACUCUUUAGAAGUAAGUACAGGAUCUCGCAGAAUUAAUGGCUCUUGGAUGGUGAAACCGUAAAUGUUUUUUAUUUUAAAUAAAUGGAUUGGCUGGUUUGUCCAGACUGCAGGGUUGCAAGAAA